Messenger RNA from Pecten maximus, 1749 nucleotides. RefSeq names its product bone morphogenetic protein 10-like. Bases 98 to 1399 code for a protein of 433 amino acids. Gene Ontology annotation, biological process: BMP signaling pathway; SMAD protein signal transduction. The transcript has 3 exons. Gene Ontology annotation, cellular component: extracellular region. Lineage: Eukaryota; Metazoa; Mollusca; Bivalvia; Pectinida; Pectinidae. Gene Ontology annotation, molecular function: cytokine activity; growth factor activity. The record is from RefSeq and is a predicted model, not a curated record.
CCGAUAAAAGCUGUUGUAAUUAUCAUUGUCUUGCAUAGUGUUAUUAGGAUAUACAAGUGGUAUAAAUAAGGCUGGCGCCACCCUAUCUGAGCAGACGAUGAAGACCAAUGUAGUUAUUCCUCCAUUCAUUCUUGUGCAUAUUUUGCUACUUAAGGCAGUAGAGUGCCGAUCUCUGCUGUCUGUAGACCCGCCCCGAGGUUCGGAGCAACUGGCGAGGACACGGCGUGACGAUGUCGACGAUGAUUACGAGGAGUACGACGAUGUGAGCUAUAUGGAUAUCAUGUCAACACCGUUAAGUGCAGACGAUAUGCAUCAGUUUAUUUUACCAGCUAGCUUACCAUUGUCACAGGAAACAGAGGAAUCAAUCCAGCUCCCGGAUCAGUCCAACCAAGCUCCGGAAUAUAUGAUGGAGUUGUAUAAACAAUACUCAUCCAAGCGACUGGCCAGUCCAGAAUCGUCUAUAGUCCGGAGCUUCACCAACAUAAAUCAGGGAGAGGAGACAUCUGGAGGUACUUCAUUUACGGAGCGUCAGUCCAGAGUACAUACCAUGAUUUUCAAUAUCACCAGUAUAGCUCUCGAUGAGGUGAUAGAUCUGGCAGAACUAAGACUUUUCACCUUGGUUGAAAAGGACCGUAAUGCAUACAUAGGUGUGGACAGAAAGGUCUCCGUGUUCGAGGUUAUCCCUGUGAAUGACCAGCCGUAUAAACUUAUUAACUCAAAACAUAUAUACGGACGAAACAGCAACUGGGAGACGUUCGACGUCACUUCCGCUGUAAAACGGUGGGUUGAGGAUAUCAGUUCAGUGCAGAUAUUAGAAAUAAGAAUAGAAAACGUUUUCCACAGUGUUAGUUACGGGGAAAUGGAUAUUGAUGCUCGGCCUAAAACUAGGACGGAACCAUUGUUAGUGGUAUUCUCUAGUGAAUACAGUAAGACUAAACUUCACAUGAAGGAGAGACACGAAAUGGUCACACAUGAAAUGGACUCGUAUGACUUCGUGGGGGACAUGAACGGUACACACUCUAACCAAUCAGAAUCAAAUACACUACAGCAACGUUAUAAACGGAGGGCCCACAAGAAGGGGACAGUGUGCCGACGGCGCCCUCUGUACAUACAGUUCAGUGACAUAGAUUGGGAUAGAUGGAUUAUCGCCCCUCAGGGCUAUCAGGCCUACCAGUGUGUCGGCAAGUGCUAUUUCCCCUUCAGCGACUACUUAUCACCUACAAAGCACUCUAUAAUACAGACCCUCCUCAGCUCUAAAAGUCCUAAAAAGGCCAGUAGAGCGUGUUGUGUACCAACAAAACUGGACCCUAUAUCUAUCCUUUACGUGGACGAACUUGGAAUUGUUACCUUUAAAUACAAAUAUGAUGGAAUGGUAGUAAAGGAGUGUGGUUGCAGGUAACAUCAUCAAACGGUAGUACAGCAAUUUGGCUGCAGGUAACAUCAUCAAACGGUUGUGAUGGAGUGUGGCUGCAGGUAACAGCAUCAAACGGUAGUGAUGGAGUGUGGCCGCAGGUAAAAUCAUCAAACGGUAGUGAUGGAGUGUGGCUGCAGGUAAAAUCAUCAAACGGUAGUGAUGGAGUGUGACUGCAGGUAAAAUAAUCAAACGGUAGUGAUGGAGUGUGGCCGCAGGUAACAUCAUCAAACGGUAGUGAUGGAGUGUGGCCGCAGGUAACAUUACCAAACGGUAGUGAUGGAGUGUGGCUGCAGGUAAAAUCAUCAAACGGUAGUGAUGGAAUGUGGCUGCAGGUA